AUGUGCAUCCCCACUUGCAGCUAUUUUUUCGUGGCUCCAAAGCCAGACCCAGUACAAGAACGGCAAAACCAUUUUUCGGAUUUGGACGGCAACCAUUACUGCAACAUCUUGACCUUGCUAACUCUGCCAAUCGCCGCGGUACCCAUCGCGCAUCUCGUGUUGUUGUUUAUCCUCUGGCGGGAUGUGGCGAAUAACCCUUCGAGCUACAAAACCUCGGCCCUACCGAUCUACUUCAUAGUGGGAUGCAUAAUUGUGCUAAUAGCGGUCGCCGCAAGCGUUGCCACUUUUGCCGGUGUCUAUUCUCGUCGCUAUGGUUUUCUAAUCGUCGCCCGUGUUUUGGCGCUUUUCCUCAGCAUUCUCUAUCUUUUGCUCGCUGUAUCUUCCAUUAUGUCGUUGGAUUUUCUGGAUGUCGGCGUCGGAGUGAUUAUGUUCGCCUGGUUGUGGUUGAUCAUCGUUCUGCUGCAGCGGCAUAUAAAGAGAAUGGUGUCUUGUCCAACAUGUUAU
This is a messenger RNA of Mesorhabditis spiculigera, 504 nucleotides long. Lineage: Eukaryota; Metazoa; Nematoda; Chromadorea; Rhabditida; Rhabditidae. The record is from the annotation of a GenBank genome assembly.